Molecule: messenger RNA, 2801 nt
Organism: Xenia sp. Carnegie-2017
Lineage: Eukaryota; Metazoa; Cnidaria; Anthozoa; Malacalcyonacea; Xeniidae
Exons: 7
Coding region: 69-2483 (804 amino acids)
Cellular component (GO): membrane
Molecular function (GO): GTPase activity; GTP binding
Source: RefSeq, a predicted model, not a curated record
UAAAUGGGAAAGUUAUGUUUAUAUAAAUUUCUUAGGCAGUUGAUCCUCCAUUUCCAUCUGCGUAGAUUAUGGGUUCAUCUUCGUCUAAACCAGUUCUUACAGAAAAAGAAGAAAGACUUUUAAACGAAGCCAGACGAUAUGUUGAGAAGAAUGGUCUUAAAGGCAUUAAUGAUUUCUACGAUAAACAAGUUGCUAUAUGGGAGAAAUUUGAGCUAGUUUUUGCCAUAAUUGGAUCAAGAGAUCUGGGAAAAUCAUCGUUCAUAAACGCCAUAAAAGGAUCUGAAACUGACGAAAACGAGGCAGCACGAAAUGCCGUAUCAACUUGGAAAACAACGUAUUCUCAUUUUAAAUACAAAAAUAUCAAGCUUUGUGAUCUACCCGGCAUUGGAACACCUGAAAAUCCAAAUCUUGAAACCUAUUGCAAAAACAAUGGUGGUCUAGAGAAGUAUGACGCAUUUCUGAUUUUCAGCAGAUCAAACUUCACAGACCAUGAGAAGAACAUGAUUAAGAAAGUUUCAAAAGAGCUUCAGAGACCUUUUGUUUGUGUUUAUACGCAUGUAGUUGUCAACGUUCGGAAUGCCAAUAAACAAUCAGAAACAAAUGGCGAAAUUGCAUAUGAUGGAAUAAGAAAACUUUGCAUUGACAAUCUGAGAGGUUUGGCAAAGGAUACAGCAGAUAUCUACAUAAUUGACAAUAAUGAUACGGGAAAAUAUGACUUUCAUCGUCUGCGUAACGACGUCAUUUUAAAGUUGCUUAAACGUCAAAAAGAAUGCUUUUUACAUUCUUUGAACCUUGUCAUUUACAGAAACAAAGAAUUAACCGAAGAAGAUAGACGUUUAGAAGAAGCCAAGUUCCGCAUAAAUAAAAAUGGCUUAAUUGAUGUUGAUAAAUUUAUUCGAGAUCAAAUUGAAUCAUGGAAGAACAUGAAAAUACAUCUCGCCUUAACUGGGAGAAUUGGAGCAGGAAAAUCAUCUUUCAUAAAUGCCGUAAGAGGACUUAAAGGUCAUGAAAAGGGCGCAGCACCAGUUGAUGUUACCGAAAUCCAAACAGAACCCACAGAGUAUAUUCAUCCGAAAAAUGAAAACAUCAAGCUAUGGGAUCUUCCUGGUAUUGGAUCAACUAAAUAUCCAAAUCUUACAGAAUACUUCAAAAAAAUGGACUUGAAAAGUUACGACGCAUUUCUUAUUUUUUCAAAAUCACGGUUCACUAACGAUGACAAAGAACUUGCUGUAAAAUUUUCAAAAGAGCUCAACAAACCUUUCUUUUUCAUUCGCACCAACAUUGAUCAAGAUCUCAAAAACGCCGAAGAUGAUAAAGGACCACAGUUUAAUGAAGUUUUUGUCUUGGAAAACAUGAGAAAAGAUAGUUUGAAAAAUUUGGGAGAUUAUAUUCACGACGAAAAAGAUGUCUUUCUAAUUGAUAGCAAGGUUCCAGAGAAAUACGAUUUCAAUCGCUUGUGCGGGGAUGUCGUUUCAAAGUUACUAGAACGUCGAAGUCAAGGUUUUCUAAGGUCUUUAACCUAUGUAAUUUACAAAAAUAACUCAAUAACUGAUGAUGAUCGGAGCUUUGCCGAAGCUAAGGAUCGCUUUGACCGGAAAGGCAUUUGUGGAAUUGGUGAUUUUUACCAUCGUCAAAUUAAUUCGUUCAAGGAAGUUAAGAUAAAUCUUGCCAUAACGGGAGAUUCUGGAGCCGGAAAAUCAUCUUUCAUCAACGCCGUAAGAGGACUUAAAGGUCACGAAAAGGAAGCUGCACCAGUUGGUGUUACAGAAACAACCACAGUGCCCACUAAAUAUGCUCAUCCAAAUAAUGAAAAUAUUAUUUUCUGGGACCUACCUGGCAUAGGAACACCUACAUUUCCCAAUCUUAACAAAUACUGCAAAAAAGUUGAUGGUCUAGAGAAGUACGACGCUUUUCUUAUUUUUUGCAAAACACGAUUCACUCAAUAUAACAAAGAGUUAGCUGAGAAAGUUUCGAAAGAGCUGAACAAGCCUUUCUUUUUUGUUCGCACUCACGUUCAUAUCGAUCUCAAAAACGCCAAAGACGACAAAGGACCAAAGUUUGAUAAAGCAUCUGUCUUAAAAGAAAUGGGGAAAAACUGUUUGAAAAACUUGGAAGGGUUCAUUAAAGAUGAAAGCGAUAUCUUCUUGAUUGACAACCAUGUUCCAAAGAAAUAUGAUUUUGAUCGUUUGGUUGAAGCAAUAUCUUUGGUUUUACCUGAACGUAGAAGAGAAUGUUUCAUUCUUUCUCUGACCAAUUUAACACGUGACUGCAUAAAAAGAAAGGCCAAGUUAUUGAAAACUCGUGCAGGUGCAGUGGCUGUUGCCGCAGCUGGUGUAAAUGCUGCUCCUGUUCCUGUAGUUGGAUCAGCUUUCAACUUAGCUGUGGUUUUUCAAGAAAUUCAUAUUUACCGUCGCCAGUUUGGCUUUCCUGAUAAAGGAACCAAAGAAUUCGAAGCUUAUGGAAUUCUUAGACCUGCGACGUAAUAUUUGACUAUUUACUCAUUUUAAAAUCAAUGGAUUUCUUUCAAAAUAUGGAAUGCAAAAGAUGAGCAAUAGCCAACUCAAAUUACAUCCUGUUCAAUCUAUGAAAGGAUACAAUAGAAUGUUAUUCAGUAAUUUUACCCCAUUCUCCAUUUUAGGAAUGUAUGAUAGUAACCAUGAGAGUUCAUAAAUUUGAUUUAGUCAUUGGUGGAUUUUCAAAAAACUGAAAUCGCAUUUAUUGUUCUAUUAAGUAGUACAGUGAUGAAAUUUAUAGAAACAUGUAUUUGAACACAAUGAACUCUAAAAAGUGUAUCAAACUUA